Messenger RNA from Physella acuta, 1750 nucleotides. Its product is annotated as ras-related protein M-Ras. Gene Ontology annotation, molecular function: GTP binding; GTPase activity. Lineage: Eukaryota; Metazoa; Mollusca; Gastropoda; Physidae. Gene Ontology annotation, biological process: signal transduction. The record is from RefSeq and is a predicted model, not a curated record. Gene Ontology annotation, cellular component: membrane.
AAAAUCUAGUCUAGAAAAUAGACUCUAGAUUCUAGAUCUAUUUUCUUUUUAGUGCGUUUAUUUUUAGACUUUCUUUAUUUAGCCCAAGUUACGGCAUAUAUAAGUAGUUUGAGUGCAGUGAUGGGCCAUCUGAGCUUACAACUACAAGCAUAACACAAGAUGAGACCAGAUUUUAGAUUGAUUUAUUAACAUAUUGCGAGAAACCUAUUUUUUUUUAACAUCACUACAGACAGAAACAUAAUACACAUAGAAUGUCAUCUUCUAAGCCAGUUAAUGCAGAAAAUGCUCAUACAUACAAACUAGUUGUUGUGGGAGAUGGUGGUGUUGGAAAAUCUGCCCUAACUAUUCAAUUUUUUCAAAAAUUAUUUGUGCAAGAUUAUGAUCCAACCAUAGAAGACUCUUAUAUUCAAUAUACUGAAAUUGAUGGUCAAUGGUGUAUCUUGGAUGUUUUGGACACAGCUGGUCAGGAAGAGUUCAGUGCAAUGAGAGAACAAUACAUGAGGAAAGGCGAUGGUUUUUUACUAGUGUAUUCAGUCACUGACAGACAGAGUUUUGAGAACAUAAGUAAUUUUCACACACAGAUUUUACGAGUAAAGGACAGAGAUACAUUUCCAAUGAUAAUAGCAGCAAAUAAAGUAGACCUCCUUCAUCAGAGACUUGUAACAGAAGAGCAAGGACUGCAUUUGGCUGCUAACCUUAGGGUAACUUACAUAGAGACAAGUGCAAAAGAUCCUCCACUAAAUGUAGAUCGUGCAUUCCAUGAAGUUGUUCGGGUAAUACGUCGACAACCAUCUCCUAAGAAGAAGAAGCCCUCCGGUGGAUGGCGCUGUAUGGUGCUGUAAUAGGUGAAUUAUUUUUCUAGCUAAGUCAUCAUUACUAAGGUACACUUUUGCAUUGAAAAUAAUGCAAUGCUAGAUAACAAUUUAUCAGCUUUUUUCAUAAAGAAAUUAGGCAAUGUAAAAUUGUUAAACCUUUCUAUGGUUUUUGCACUCAAAGCUAACAUGAAUAAAUGAACAAAUGGUUUGUGGCAUAAUUUUGCUAGCAUCGAACAACUGUCACACAAAGGUAUAUUAUGAGAUAACAAAAUGAAAUCACAGCUCACGUGUACUCAACCAAGAUUAUUUUUCAGUCAAAACUUGUGGAAAAAAGUUAUUGCAUAUUUUAAAAUUAUAUAUCCUUUAUUUUGUAUUUUUUUGACUGAAGGAUAUUUAUAGGUGUACUGCAGAUAUGUUAUUUACAUGUGAUCAUUUCAAAGGCUUAAAUUAGAUGGGGUGAUGUUGUUCUCUGAAGUUUCACAUUCAAUAGAUGCUGUCUGAUAAAGUAGUGGUCAGCCUAAAUUUUGUAAAGCAUAUGAGUUAGAUUUUGGUUGUAUACAAGUUUUAAUCUCACUUGUAACUGCACUUUGUAAUCAGCUCUCCCUCACUUUAACUUUAAGCUAUCUUGUAAGUACAACUGAAACAAUUUUUAUUUUAGAAGUGUUUUUUAGUUCAUGUUCUCACUAUAGUUUUUAAAAAAUUGUUUAAACAGUUGUAAAACUAUAAAAUUUAAAAUAUAUUUAUUGAGGAUAGAAAAUGUAAUUAGUUUUAGACAAGAAAAAUUAACAUCUGUUCACUUUGAAAGUGAACAUUUUUUAGUUGUGAGAGAAGGAAAUAUGUUAGUUUUGUUACAAAUUUAAACAUAAAUAUUUUUGAUCCUCAAAUUGUGAGUUAUUUUGAUAUUUCUUUAAUCUUGCACUUAGAGCAAUACCAAA